This is a messenger RNA of Ogataea philodendri, 2241 nucleotides long. RefSeq lists its product as uncharacterized. Lineage: Eukaryota; Fungi; Ascomycota; Pichiomycetes; Pichiales; Pichiaceae. The transcript is spliced from 2 exons. Gene Ontology annotation, biological process: carbohydrate metabolic process. Gene Ontology annotation, cellular component: cytoplasm. Gene Ontology annotation, molecular function: hydrolase activity, acting on carbon-nitrogen (but not peptide) bonds; ornithine decarboxylase activity. The record is from RefSeq and is a predicted model, not a curated record. Bases 1 to 2241 code for a protein of 746 amino acids.
AUGUUUGUCCGUCAGGUUUCCCGCAACAUCUGGUCCCAUCGUCUUAGUCAGAAAAGCUAUUCAAUGGCCCCUUCUCUUGUCCAGCCCUCUGGAUUCCCCAAUGUUCCCUACGAAUUUGAGAAAUCUCUAACCUAUCCCUCAAGGGCUCAGUCUCUUCUUGGGGCCACUUUGCUCUCCAAGAUUCAGAAUAUCGACAUCAACACUUGUUCACCAGAUGCUCUCGAUUCCUUCUUUGUGUGCGACCUGGGCGAGCUGAAACGGCUUGUCCGGUUAUGGCGUGCGGAAAUGCCUCGUGUCGAGCCAUUCUACGCCGUCAAGUGCAACAGUGACCAAAAGUUGCUGCACACCUUGCUUCAGAUGGAUCUCGGGUUCGAUUGUGCUUCCAAGACCGAAAUCCAGCAGGUUUUGGCUCUUGGAGCAGACCCGGCAAGAAUCAUCUAUGCGAACCCGUGCAAAGCUGUGCCUUAUAUUCGGUAUGCCAGGGAAAACAACGUCAACAUGACCACCGUUGAUAACCUGGACGAAUUGCACAAAAUUGCCCAGUUUCACCCAGACUGCGAGCUGCUGAUUCGGAUCAGAACCGACGACUCCGAAGCCACCUGUCCCCUGUCCGUCAAGUUCGGUGCCUCUUUGCAGGAGGCCCGUCAAUUGGUCCAGGAAUGCGCCAACUUGAAGCUCAACCUGACAGGAGUGGCUUUCCACGUUGGUUCCGGUUGCAACAACCUUGCAACCAUCGAUACCGCCGUCAGAGACUCCAGAAUGAUUUUUGACCAUGCCUCAAGACUCGGAUUCGACCUGAAAAUGCUCGACAUUGGCGGAGGUUUCUCCAAGUCGACUUUCCAGGCCUCUGCAGCAGUGUUCAGAACGGCACUCAACACCCAUUUUGCAGCUCAGGAAUUCCCCGAUCUUCAGAUCAUCUCCGAGCUGGGGAGAUUUUUGGCUGCUUCUUGCUUUACCCUCGCUGUCAAUGUCACUUCGAAACGCUCGGACGCUUUCCAGGAGCGGAUUUACGUUAACGACGGUGUUUACGGCAAUUUGAACUGCAUUUUGUUCGAUCAUCAGGAAGUUGAGCCCAAGGUGCUUACUUCCAACGGCAAGUUUGUGUUCCACUCAAAUUACAACCACUCUGAAAAGGAAUUGGCCGAUUCGUCCAAGACCUAUUCGGUGUGGGGACCAACUUGCGACGGAUUGGACUGCAUUGCGCCAAACUGCAAGUUGUCGCAGAACGUUGCGAUCGGCGAUUGGAUCUACUUCAAGAACUCCGGCGCAUACACGUCUGCGGCUGCCACCAAUUUUAACGGGUUCACCUCCCAGAACGAGUGUUUAUAUAUCGAUAGAGUUUUGUGCUGUUACGGAAUUGACAUUGACGCUGUUGCAGGAUGGCUAGGGUCCUACGGUGGAGAGGACUCGGCAAGCGACGUUUCUCGUGGUCUGUUUGCAGGCCACGUUGGUAUCCCACGUAUGCUGAAAAUGCUUGACAGGUACAACAUCAAAGGUACCUGGUUUAUCCCGGGCCAUUCGCUGGAGACGUUCCCCGAGGAGUGUGCCAUGAUCAGAGACGCUGGCCACGAGAUUGGACUCCACGGAUAUUCCCAUGAAAACCCGACCGACAUGACGUUGGAGCAGCAGAAAGACGUGCUCGACAAGACUUUCAAGCUGCUGACCGAUUUCUGCGGUAAACCCCCCACCGGAUCUGUUGCUCCGUGGUGGGAGACGAGCCAGGCCGGAGUGGAGAUGCUGCUGGACUACGGAAUCGAGUAUGAUCACUCCAUGUCGCACCACGACUGCCAAUGCUACUGGUUCCGCACAGGCGACACCUGGACCAAGAUCGACUACUCGAAAAAGGCCGAGGAGUGGAUGAAACCGCUCCAAAGAGGAGAAGAAACAGGACUCGUUGAAAUUCCGGGCAAUUGGUACAUUGACGAUCUGCCUCCAAUGAUGUUCAUCAAGAACAGUGCAGAUGGAUACGGGUGGGCAAACCCGCGCGAUAUCGAGGACAUUUGGCGAGACCAUUUCGACUAUUUCUAUAGGGAAUACGACGAGUUCGUGUUCCCGAUCACGUGCCACCCCGAUGUUUCGGGCCGCCCCCACGUUCUGCUGAUGCACGAGCGGCUGAUCGAGCACAUCAACAAGCAUGAAGGCGUGGAGUGGUUGACCAUGGACCAGGUCAACAAGGACUUUAGGGCCAGAAACCAGCCUCCGGCCGGAGCGAAGCUGCCAGCUACCAACGCGACUACCUGA